Messenger RNA from Amphimedon queenslandica, 1480 nucleotides. RefSeq lists its product as uncharacterized. Lineage: Eukaryota; Metazoa; Porifera; Demospongiae; Haplosclerida; Niphatidae. The transcript is spliced from 6 exons. The record is from RefSeq and is a predicted model, not a curated record. The coding region runs from base 21 to 1340 and encodes 439 amino acids.
UACGUUGCCUAUGAGUUGUUAUGGCUCAAGCUACAGGAGAGCAAGAUUUGGUCAACUUUGAAGAUAUAAAGGACAGUCUAAAGACUGGAGAUCUUCUUCUUCUUUAUCGGAAAGACGAAGAGAUACCUAAUUAUGCCGUGAUAAUCAACAACUCUGACCAUAUGAAGUACUUUCCACUUCUCAUGGUCAAAGGAGUCGCCAAGCCAAUGCAAAGGGAAACUUUCCUGCACAGCAAGAGAAGAUUCCUCACUGCAGUCACUGCCGUUGUGAGAAUAUUCUACGGAGACUAUGAGCGUGUAGCAAUCUGCAGAUUGAAGACAAGUGAGGAUGAGCAGGGAAAGCUAAGCUCAGAUGCUGCUCUGAAGGUUGUAGAUAACAUUGAUACUGAAACCUACACUGAUGAAGAGUUUGAAACAGCUAGUGAGGCUCCUACCCCUACCUUUCGAAGUGUCGUUACGACUGUCAUCAACUUGCAUCGAUUCUAUCAUAAGCUAGGGGUCUUGAAGGACACUGCUAAGCCCUCCGACAUCAAGAAUACGGCUGAGAAAUGGCAUGAAAUACUACCUGUAACAAAGCCGCAGUUUCUCAAAGUGCCUCCAGUUAAAUUGGGCCUCCUAAGCAGAGAAGAACCACCAUUAUACCAAAAAAUUUUGCGUGGUUUAAUGCCAUUUGCAGAAGAUGUCCAUGUAACUUAUAAGUCAAUAAGAGAUACACUGAAUACUGGAGAUAUCGUGCUGUUCUCUUCAGUGUGUGCUGCUGGGGCGGCUAUUAAAAUUAUUGGACAACAACAGUUUUCACAUGCUGCACUUGUGCUCAAACCAAAAGGAUCUGAUAUAUUAAUGGUCUGGGAAUCCUGCCGCAAUUUUGUUGGUAAGGUUGACCUAGGAUCUUGCCAAAUAAUGGGAGGAACACAAAUACUACCACUCAAGCACAAGAUAUUUAGCGGAUACAAUGAUGAAGUUGCUAUCAGGCGUCUUGUGGAUUUGACUGACAAGGAAAGAGAAAAGGUCCAUGACACAAUAAUGGCUCUUACUAAGAAACGCGAAGGUGUGAAGUAUCAAGCAAACAUUUUUGAAAUGGUUAAAGCUGGUUAUGAUUUUUUUGAUAAUUUCCUUUCAAUAUUUAAAAACGAGGAAGAAGACAUCAGUACAUUAUUCUGCAGUGAACUGGUUGCUAAUGCUUAUCAAGAAGCUGGGCUACUUGGUGAUGAAAAACCAUCAAAUGAAUAUUCACCAGAUGAGCUCUCAAGCCAAAACAAAGAUUUGACAUUAAAGAUGGGACGAUUGGAAAAGGAGAUAUACAUAAGAAUGAAGUACGAUGAUCUCGACAUUGAAGACUAAGAGACUCAAACUCAUUAUGCAAACUCAUACAUGUACCAUAUAGAAUUGGAUAUGAUUAGUAUCAAACAAUGAAAGACUGUAUACAUGAUUACAUGUACAUUAGUUUUAGAUUAUAGAAAUUAGAAGUUUAGUAUAAUUAA